AUGUCGAUUCUCGUGUAUUUCUUCUGUGUCGUCAUACUCCAAGUGAGCACAAGCAAUCGUGUUCUUGCUGAAGACAAUGCCAUUGAGCCGAAAGGUUUCGGAUUCUUUGGUGGAUUCCGUCCUCCUUCUCCUAUAGUGAUACGGCCUCCACUACUACCACCACCUCCCCCGGUGGUAAAACCAUUACCUCCUCCGCCACCACCGGUGGUCAAACCACAACCUCCUCCGUCUCCAUCGGUAGUCAAACCACCUUCACCGGUAGUCAAACCACCUUCACCGGUAGUCAAACCACCUUCACCGGUGAAACCUAAACCACCCACUCCGUCUGUUUACGGACCGACGCAACCAUCUCGAGUGACACCAAUCAAACCGCUGGUUCCGUGCCAACGCCCGUUCGUCGUCUAA
Molecule: messenger RNA, 405 nt
Organism: Rotaria sordida
Lineage: Eukaryota; Metazoa; Rotifera; Eurotatoria; Philodinida; Philodinidae
Source: the annotation of a GenBank genome assembly